Penicillium brevicompactum is the source of this 798-nucleotide messenger RNA. Its product is annotated as M50 family metallopeptidase. Bases 1 to 798 code for a protein of 265 amino acids. The record is from RefSeq and is a predicted model, not a curated record. The transcript has 4 exons. NCBI's taxonomy places the organism in Eukaryota, Fungi, Ascomycota, Eurotiomycetes, Eurotiales, Aspergillaceae.
AUGCCAGCCCUAUAUGCAGCGCUAACGGGGACGGUGGAAACGGCCCCGCAUCUUGCCCGCCGUGAUCUAACUGUGAACCACACUCAAGCCAUUACCCUAGGGGUGAUGGCCGUCUACGUGGUAGUCAUCGCUAUCUUAUGGAACGUUCCCUAUAUUCGCUGGGUGCUAUGGCCUUUCAAGAUGCUGGUCAUCGCAUUUCACGAAUUCGGACACGCGAUCACAGCUUGCUGUACCGGCGGCAAAGUCAAGUCCAUCUCGCUAGAUCCCCAUGAAGGUGGUGUCACUCAUAUGCAAGGUGGAAUGAGCGCUGUGACCUUGCCUGCUGGAUACCUGGGCUCAUCGAUUAUCGGAGCUCUGUUGAUCUUCGCUGGAUUUGAUAUUGUCGCUUCCAAGGUCGCCAGUAUUGUCCUGGGCGUAUGCUUCUUGCUUACACUGUGGUGGGCUCGCAGAGACUGGUUAACCAUCAUGACUGUCCUGCUCGCCGUCGGUUUGUUGGUGGCGUGCUGGUUCAUUGCUCACGGUGAAGCUUUGCGCUGGGUCGUGCUUUUCAUCGGUGUGAUGUCAGCUCUGUACAGUGUCUGGGAUAUUUGCGAUGACCUUAUUCUUCGCAAAGUCAACAGCUCUGAUGCCAGUGUCUUCGCAAAGAAGUACGGUGGCUCUUCCCAGUGCUGGGGUGUCAUUUGGUCACUUAUCUCGCUAUGCUUCAUGGCCAUUGGUAUCAUUGGUGGUAUCGCGGCGUUCCCCGAGUCAUUCAGCCAACAAGAGUCUGAUUCCAAGCACUUCAUCCCCACCCGUUGA